AUGGAGAACACAGCAUUCUUUGAUCUGAAGCUUCUUCAACGCUCCGCGCCUGGAGACCAGGCAAUCCACCUACGGCAUGUCUUAACCAGCAAUCCAGGCGCCGCAUCUUCCCUCACAUCUAAUUUGAUAACGCUCGUGGCAUCGGAUCUUCUCCCGUCCAUUGUCCUCUCUUUAUGGCCCUUGGCCGCGAACGAUCCACACGUGAUUAUCGCGGUCAUGCACCAGGAGCUCUGCCUUGAUGCUCAGCGCUCAGCCAUCCGGCACUUCUAUCGCCAUCUGCGCCGCGAAAAGACGUUUGCCAAGGCCUGGGAGACCGCCGGUGGUGCUUCUGGAGUUGCUCAGCUGGCGGCAAAGCUCAACUUGGUUCAUGCUCGCCUUCUCUUCAACCUACUUGGAGAUACUGGCCGUGCAAGAGGGGCACGAAAGGAGCGCCAGAGGGCCAUGGAGGAGCUCCUGACGUUGUUGUGGGGAGAGGAUGGAGAAAUAUCUGCAUCUGCCGUGGGUGCUGGCGGCGGUCCAUUCGAUAGCCGUCCAUUGCGCGGUGACUACGUGAAGCUGAUCCCAGCCUGCAGCGGCGCGUUUAGAGUAGAGUGGGAGGAGAUGAAGCGCCAGCUCCCGGAGAGAUACAAGCACUCCGUGACCACAGAUCAAGAGUUCUUUGAGGAUUAUUACAGCGAGAAGCUGCGGCGCGGCGAAAUCACUGCCUCGGCGUUCCUACAUGCGAUAAAGCCUCUCGCUACUAGCCGUAUAGACUACGGCUUGCACAUUCUGCACAAGUUCGCAGAGAGUGAAACAUUGCUAGGGGCGUCUCCCAGUGAUUUCUUCAAAACAAUUAUCGAUCCACUAGGAAAGCGAUUUGUAUCCAACAGAAUGAUAUCAAGUGAUGCGACGAUGCAAUUUUGGAGCCGUGUCAUCAGCUGUCUGAAAGAGCGUCGAGUAUUUCGCGGAGACUUUGACAAUUAUGCUGAGCAUUACAAAAGAAAUGUUGCUCGCUUGCUCAGGUUGUGGAGCCGCUCACGAGCAAAGGCUGAGUAUACGGACAUGCUGGCUACCCUAAUUUCUAUUCUCCCUCAGAUCGUGGUGAACGGAUACAAACUCGUCGACCUCGUAAAGAAGCCUGCCCGGUCACUGAGGUAUCGGUUAUUACGUCUGUUCCUGAAGAACGCGGCCGGGUACCAAUUUGAUAUCGGAGAACCUGAUAGCUUGGAUCACACAGAGUUUCAAAAUUUGACACUCCGCUGGCAGGCGAGCAUUUUUUUCGAAUUGUCCGCAAAUGAAGCCCUUUCAUUAUUCAUAAAGGUCCGCCGAGCAGGAAAUUAUAUCGCAUUUGCCUAUGGCAAUACGUUUUACUUUGAACGGCGAGACGCAAAUGAUUGGGAUUCAGCCGACCACCAUAUCGUACAGGCUCUCCUAUUGAACAGGAGCACGGCAGCUCUCCCCAUGGCGGCAGACCUGGAUGCCAUGAGAUCCGAGGUUCGCCUUCAAGAGCUGCCGGAGAGGAUGAAAAAGGCCACCCAAGGCCGCAGUCCAGAAACUCGAGCGCUGUGGUGCGAAGCCGCCCUGUCACUUUGUAUAGCAAUAGGGGAUCUUGAUCUCUUUGCGGAAACUCUUCGCUGGGCACGGCGGUUUAACAAAGAUGCAUUAACUCUCAAAGAAAUGUACAGCCAGUCUUGCAUCUCAAGGCAUGAGGGCAUCAGCCUUCUGGCUGUUCUGCAUUUCAACAGAGACACGCCAGUGACAAUGACUCUGGAACAGCUUGCCAAGAGCAUUCACUCUGCGAAUGAAAUCUUGCAGACCCUUUUCGAGACUGCCAUCAUGGCUGCAAAUGAACCGAUUUUUUACCCCAGAAAUUGGGAGGCCACUUUUGGCUUGAUUAGAAAAGCCGUAUCCCGCCGCUUGGAUUGUAUCAAUGACUUCCAGGAUCGCAGCGAAACAUCUGACGAUGCGCUUUUUGAAGCUGUUUGGGAGCCGACGCUUGCCAUGCUGAAGGAAAUGAUAUCGACUCUUCUUGGCCCUGCGGGUGAAAAGUUCAAGAUAAUCGAUGCCUAUGCCCUGGUAUCCUCGAAUUUGAUUAGUGAACCUGAGAAUAUGCGGGAACCAACCAUCAGAUUUCUUAAUGCUUUGGCGGUAUUUCACGACUCGAUUUGGGCGGAACAUCGAAUGCGUGAGACUCCCGCUAUAGCCACAGCCGGUGAGAUUUGGCCUAAAGGACUCGCUAUCCAACAUCUAUCUGACCACUUUGGAACGACCAUGGCCUAUCUCCCUUAUACACGAUCGCGGAUCGAGAGUAUCGUGUUUAUGGAUGCCCAUAAAGCCAUGGCGUCUGUAAAGGUAGAUGAGGAAACUCAAGCGGCCAUUGGGGAAUUUAUAGACAGCUGGCGCGAGGCUCUACGGCUAUAUAUCCGUUCUCCAGGAGUGCCCUAUAGCAAGAGUCCGACUUCUAAAGACUUCCCUUUGCGUGUGCAGCGUCAGGAGCGCAUUACAAAGGCCUGGAAGCAUGCAAUUGUCAACCUUUCCAAGGACCGUAUGUCUCUGGAAGAGGCUGAACGGUUUUGGUUGCCUAUAUUCAACAACAAUCAAAUUAUCGUUGAAAGAGACGAGGUUGAGAUUGAUGAAUCGGCUAAUCAACGCCCUGAGCCAUCUCUCCCUGAUGAAGACGAGAAUUUGCAACCAGUAGAGUGGAAUCCCGAUCCGGAAUACGGCCGAAUAUCGCAGCCUCAGAAAAGUAGAUCGAUGGUAUCAACCUAUUUGGAUGUUUUGCUCAAUAAGUUUUACGAAACAACGGCGUUUAACUGGAAAAGACGUUCAGGAUCAAAAACCUCGGCAAUUGAGUAUGCCAAGGCGGUUAUUCCGGAAAAGGCACGUCCUUGUUCUUUCUGGCAGUCGGCUUAUAUCCCCGAAAGGAAGCAUACCUGCAAAACAGCGGAUGCCUAUGCGGUGGCAGGAAUCCUGGUUCUAAAUAUGAAGUAUGGAUCAGACAGCUCUUUAUUAAAGACGCCAUUCCCUGAUGCCAGCAUUACGCGCAUUCCGGCUGUGUACCUUGACGAAGAGUUUCUUGAGAGAGAAACAGCCAAGAAUAGUGAUGAGGUUCAUGGUAUGCUGACUGAAUUACUUCCUUACGUGCCAGCACGCUUGCUCGCCCGUCUAGCAGCUUCAGUUCUUGAGAGCAUAAGGAAGAAGCCUGAGUCAGAAAAGCCAUAUGCAACUUUUUCGUACAUAAUCGAGACCAUGUUGGAUGGGAUCAGUCCCUCGUUGACAUUUCCCUUGAUUCAGCAAUUUGUUUUGGAAUAUCCCAAUGCAAGUGCAUGGCACAGGCUGCUUCUUAAUCCUCAGACGCUUAUGAGUUUCCUUCCAUCUGAUGCAAAGAGGUUUUUUGAGAGCUUUACAGAUGCUAUUCUGGAUAAGCUCCAACAACAAGCAAGCAGGCGCUCGGAGGAGCCCAGCUCAUCAGAAAGCAAGGGACCACUGGUAAAAGUCACUACAGUCAAAAUGUUGGCUCAACUCCUGAGAGAAUGUCCGGUUGUUGAUCCGAGCCUCGCAGUGGAUUUGAACAUUCGAAUUCUUCAGAAAGCUAGCCAUGUGGAUAUCCGUAUAGCCUCUAUAAAAGCGCUCACGGAGGCACUAAGUACGACGACUAGCCCUGUACUAAGGCAGAAGAUAUUUGACGCCUUGUUCAAGUACGCUACUCCAAUGGCGUCUUCAGUCCACGACGCACAACCAGCUGUGGACUGGGACGCGUUGAAGCCUGAUGACGAGCUGCCUGAAGUAUGGGAAGGCGACUCUGGAAACUUUGGGAAUCCUCCAAUCAUGGAUAUUAUCCUGUUCGCAGGUCAUGAAAUAGAGCUACAGUCUGACCAAAGUCGGACUUUGACGAAGCUUAAAUAUUCCGUAUUGGACUCUUCCGCAGAAAGCAACAGACGAUGGACGGAUCUUUUCUUAAAGAAGAAUGGAUUCAGCAUACCAGACAACGCUCAACUUCCUCUGAUCCCGGCAUUCCCGACAGCACUGAAUACUCUGCUUGUUUUAAUGCAGUCGGAGACUUCGUUAAAGUACGUCGAUCUGAUGAAGCGAUACACAUUGAUGAAAAUGAAUCCUCCCGACUGGCUGGCUCGUAUAAACAAGGCUGUAAAAGAUGACAAAGAUCUGUCCAGGUCUAAUGCUGGCAAACAUUGGUACAAUCUGUGGAGCAGCGACAGCUACACAUACAUGAACAACACUCUUGGAAAUGUCUCUGUCUUUCUCGGUCCCAAGAAUCCGGAUACGCGAAACCGUGAACAGUCAAGAGCGUUUUACGAGAGCUUGGAACAAUUUAUCCUCGAGGUCGGGGACGCUUUUAUUACAGAAGGGUUCUCUUCUCAAUAUGCGUCGUUCUUGGACAAAAUAUCAUGGAUGGGUCCUGAAAGUCCCGUAUGGAGGAACCUUGUGGACAGGAUAAAUAGUCUUCGAACUCCCGCGUGGCAAGCCAAUCCGAAUCGAAAGCCAAAAGUGCUUCCUGAUACGCUGCCACUCAAGAUGAAGAUGCUGAACUUGCCCAAGCAGAAGCUUACGAAUCCGGAUGAGGUCAAAGCGGUCAUUGCCAGAUGUGUGAAUGGCGUUGUAGAGCUCCUCGAAGAAUUCGUGUCGAGUGGGACUCCGUAUUUUGAGAGAUUCAAUACGCUUCAGAAGGAAUUGGGGACGGUUGAGCCUAUGGCUGAGAUGGCCAUUUUGCUGGGCUCUGAGCCUGCGCGACGGAGCACGAACGAAGUGACUUUGGUGGAUCACCUUCGGCUGGAGCUCGCAAUUAACAUGAUGAACAGGAGUAAUGUUCUCAACAAAGGCCUGGGAAAAGCUCAUGACGAGGACGUUGUGAACGCGGCUGCUGGGUUGGUGAUGGAUAUGAGUAAUAGUCAUGUAGAGUACAUUCGCACACUGGCGGCUCCUUUGAAGAAUGGGUUGGAGAAUGCCACUGGGUUUAAUUGGUGGGAUUGA
This is a messenger RNA of Trichoderma gamsii, 4968 nucleotides long. RefSeq lists its product as hypothetical. Lineage: Eukaryota; Fungi; Ascomycota; Sordariomycetes; Hypocreales; Hypocreaceae. The transcript has a single exon. The record is from RefSeq and is a predicted model, not a curated record. Bases 1 to 4968 code for a protein of 1655 amino acids.